Molecule: messenger RNA, 1452 nt
Organism: Branchiostoma belcheri (Belcher's lancelet)
Lineage: Eukaryota; Metazoa; Chordata; Leptocardii; Amphioxiformes; Branchiostomatidae
Product: cannabinoid receptor 2-like
Exons: 1
Coding region: 1-1452 (483 amino acids)
Biological process (GO): G protein-coupled receptor signaling pathway
Cellular component (GO): membrane
Molecular function (GO): G protein-coupled receptor activity
Source: RefSeq, a predicted model, not a curated record
AUGAACGGCAGCACGGCGAAUCUCACCGGAGGAAACUCCACUGCAUUCGAGACUUUCUGGCCGUGCUUCCUCUGGCACCUGGAAAACAAGACCGAGUACGACCUGGCCGUAGCUGCGUGCUCUCAUCUCCCCAAGUCGGUUCUGGACGAGAACAAGAAAGUCGGGAUCGCCUCCGCCGCUGUCGGGGCAGUCGCUCUCCUCAUGAACGUCGUGGUUUUGUCCGGGGUGCUGAAAAACCAUCAACUGUCUAAACCGAUGUACAUGUUUGUAGCAAACCUGGCUGUGGCGGACUGCAUAGCGGGUUUGUUCUCGUUCUUUUUCUGCGCCAGUUUCCAAUUGGAGGUCUUUCCACCGUGGACAAUGAUGGGCAUAUACUGUACCUUCUUUUUAGUGCUGGUUUCAUCAGCAGUUGGCGUGGUCCUCCUGUCCGGGGACCGUUAUCUGUCCAUCCUCCACCCGAUAUUCUACCAGGCCCACAUGUCGACGUCUGGGCGACACGUUGCCGUGAGUUUGGGGAUCGCGUGGCCAGCCUGUGUGCUCGUCUGCCUGUCUCCUCUCAUGGGCUGGAACUGCCUCAAUACGGCCACAGAAGACUGCUUAGUCGUCUUUUCCGUAAGCUACCCGGUUCUGAUCAACACCAUCUUGUUGGCGGCCGUGGUGAUAGUGGUCUUCGUCAACGUCAGAAUCUGCAUCGAACUGAAGAGGCGCCUCUCUAGAGUAGGGCCCCCCGGGAACCCUCGGGACGAUCUGCCCGCCGCGCACCGUAGGGAACAGCGAGUCGCGGCCAGACAGUACCAGCAGCUCCGAAAGACGUGGAGGACGCAGGUAACAGUUGUCAUCAUUGCAGCGGUGUUCGUUAUCUUCUGGCUGCCGAUAUGUAUCGGGGGUGUGCGGCAGUUUGCGUGCAUGGCAAGCGGAGACUGUGAGAUAGAGGCACGGCCGUACUGGGGGUUCCUGAUCGCGCUCUGCAAUUCGGCGAUCAACCCGGUCAUCUACGCGCUCAGGAUCAAGAAGAUUCGGGAAGCAUUGCAUCGCAGGGCGCGACGACUCGCCAACGCGGUUCGGGAAAAGUUGGGGUUGUCAUCGAACCAAGUGGUGAACAUUCAGAUUGUUGGAGGUGCAGCAGGAAAAAAGGACGCUGUUGCUGGACCGAGUAGGGAUAACCGGACUGACCAGCCGCCCAAGUGGGCAGUCAGCCGAAGAGCGGCAGAAAAUCCCAGAAACGCACCGAGCUCCAGCCGUGUUGGAAAUGCCGCGGGGACAACGGACGCUGUAGCCGGACCGAGUACGGACAAUCGGGCUGACCAGCCACCCAAAUGGACAGUCAGUAAAAGAACACAUCCCAAAAACGCACCGAGCUCAAACUGCCUAGAUGUGCUCUUUGUAGCCUCGACAACGUCGGUAAAGAUUCCUGCUUUAGAAAGUGAAAGCGGCAGGGAAGACACAAAGUAA